AUGGGGAGAACGGGAUCCGAAAAUGCGCUUCUUCCUAGUCAUCUGCCUCGCGCUUUUAAUCGCUACGUAGCGGCCAAGAAAGCCAAGGACACGCCCUGUUCCUCGACCACGGAAUGUAAGGCGGGCCUGAAAUGCUGCACGAUGUGCCCGGCCGACGCAGCUUGCGGCCCAGGAACUGAGUUCUCGCCCACCUGUGACGAUGGCCCCUGCGAGUCGCCGAACUGGCUCGAGUUCGAA
Mesorhabditis spiculigera is the source of this 237-nucleotide messenger RNA. The record is from the annotation of a GenBank genome assembly. Lineage: Eukaryota; Metazoa; Nematoda; Chromadorea; Rhabditida; Rhabditidae.